AUGGAUCACCAACAAAACGACCGCUACACCAGUAGCUACAACAACCAAAACGCCCAACCGUACUCGGGCAACGUUUCCUCCAACAUCACACCUCCCCGCUCAGGAACCCCAAACACAGACGGUGGUCGCAAUCCAUUUGGCGAAACCCCUGAGCCUGCCGCUAACCACCGACUUGCCACGAACACUGGCACAAAUCCUUUUGUCAGUCCUGCCGUCUCGCGGCCUGCCUCUAGCUUUGGCUCCUCCAGCGCUCUCGGGCCACGGUUCGAAGAGCGCGCCCAGCGCUACUUCCACUCGCGCCGUGUCGCCAAAGGCGAGGUCGAGAAGCCCUGGCUGCAGAAGAAAGACAAAAAGGAGAAAUGGGUCACCAUCAUCCCCAUCAUUGGUAUCCUCAUUGGUCUCGGCAUCUCUGGUUUUCUAGUCUGGGAUGGCCUCCGCAGUGUCGUCCACCACAAGUAUUGCCCGCUUAUUGAUGACAGCUUUGACAAUGGCCUCGACACCGGCGUUUGGACCAAGGAGGUCCAGCUUGGUGGAUUUGGUAAUGGAGAGUUUGAGAUGACUACCCCCGGCGACGAAAAUGUCUACGUUGACGGCGGCAACCUCUUCAUCAAGGCCACCCUCCAGGACGCCGACAAGAUGGAAAAGACCACCACCAUUGACCUCAAAAAGGAUGGUACUUGCACUUCGGAUGACUUUUACGACUGCGUUGCCGUCACCAACACCACUGCUGGAAACUCUAGCGUUGUGCCGCCCGUCAAGUCUGGUCGCAUCCACACCAAAAAGGGCGCCACCCUGAAAUACGGCCGCGUAGAAGUCACCGCCAAGCUCCCACAGGGCGACUGGCUGUGGCCCGCCAUCUGGAUGAUGCCCGUCAAGGAUACCUACGGACCCUGGCCGGCCUCGGGUGAAAUUGACAUUAUGGAGUCGCGCGGCAACAACUGGACCUAUGCCCAAGGCGGUAAUAACAUUGUCUCGUCGGCGCUGCACUGGGGCCCCGAUCCUGCCAAUGACGCCUGGUGGAAGACGAACAAUAAGCACAAGAUUCUGCGCGGCGACUUUGGUGACAGCUUCAAUACGUUUGGCCUCGAGUGGUCGCAAAAGUACCUCUUCACCUACGUCAACACGCGCCUGAUGCAGGUACUUUACACCAACUUUAACAAGCCCAUGUGGCAGCGCGGCGCUUUCCCGCAGACAACCAGCAACGGUACCCGCCUAGCCGACGUCUGGAGUCAGACUGGCCGCAAGAAUACGCCCUUUGACCAGGAAUUCUAUCUCAUCAUUAACCUGGCCGUGGGCGGCACCAACGGCUGGUUCGAGGACAACAAAUCGCUCAAGCCCUGGGUCAACGGGUCUCCCAACGCCAAGAAGGACUUUUGGGCUGCCCGCGAGGACUGGCACCCUACGUGGAAGCAGCCCCAGAUGGAGAUUCAGCGCGUGGUGAUUCAAAAACAAUGCGACGGCGACGAAGAGCUGUAA
This is a messenger RNA of Beauveria bassiana ARSEF 2860, 1476 nucleotides long. RefSeq names its product beta-1,3-glucan-binding protein. The transcript has 2 exons. Gene Ontology annotation, molecular function: hydrolase activity, hydrolyzing O-glycosyl compounds. The coding region runs from base 1 to 1476 and encodes 491 amino acids. The record is from RefSeq and is a predicted model, not a curated record. NCBI's taxonomy places the organism in Eukaryota, Fungi, Ascomycota, Sordariomycetes, Hypocreales, Cordycipitaceae. Gene Ontology annotation, biological process: carbohydrate metabolic process.